AGUAUAAAACCGUAUGACUGCCUGCACUUUACAAAGGAAAUACUUUCUGGAUAAUCUGCCAGAGCUCUGAAAAUGUUUCAAAUUUUAGCGUCUGCUCUGCUGUUUACAGCUUCCAUGUCAGGUGUCCUUGGAGCACCUUUUCUGACAGAAGAAUCAGCAAAUCAAUUUAUGCGACUUAAACGACAGAUACCAUACUCUCAGAACUACUGGGACCCAAGCAGCAGCCAGAAUGCAUGGGGAUACAUUGUGGCUGAACAGGUUAGUGAAUCAUGGACAGCUUUGAGAGACACAGCACAAUACUACCUGGACUUGGGUUCUUAUGCCUUUGAUCCUUCAACCGCCACGUACGAUGGGGUUUCUUAAGAGAGUGUUUCAUAGAACGCAUGCGUGUACCUAAUGACUACAUCAGACCUUGCACAGACACGCUACAGCAGUCUGGGACUCGCCUCCAAGCAAUAGACAAGGAUGAGCUAUUAAACCCUCCACGUCUCCCAUCUGGCCAUGUUAGGGUAUGGCAUGUUACGUAUUUGACAUUAUGUAUUUGAUCAGAUGACUUCAUAUCAUCCCACUGUCUAAACCCCAAAUUAACACACUAAUUCUCUCAUUGUAAAUUGAAUAAGGAGUUGAAGACAAGACAAACAUUAACUUUUAGCAGAUUAGGUUUAAAAAACCCUGUGUUUUCAAGUAAAACUUUUUUCUUUGGCUAAACAA
Messenger RNA from Falco peregrinus (peregrine falcon), 711 nucleotides. RefSeq names its product chromosome 4 C3orf85 homolog (gene C4H3orf85). The record is from RefSeq and is a predicted model, not a curated record. The transcript has 4 exons. NCBI's taxonomy places the organism in Eukaryota, Metazoa, Chordata, Aves, Falconiformes, Falconidae. The coding region runs from base 73 to 363 and encodes 96 amino acids.